UGAGCAUGUUUUUGAACACAUUAACGCCGAAGUUCUACGUGGCCCUGACGGGCACAUCCUCACUCAUAUCAGGCCUUAUUCUGAUAUUUGAAUGGUGGUAUUUCCGAAAGUACGGAACGUCCUUUAUUGAACAAGUGUCAGUGAGCCACUUGCGCCCCCUGCUGGGAGGGGUUGACAACAACUCCUCCAACAACUCCAACUCCAGCAACGGAGACUCAGAUUCCAACAGGCAGAGUGUCUCAGAAUGCAAAGUGUGGCGAAAUCCACUAAAUUUGUUUAGAGGCGCAGAAUAUAAUCGGUAUACCUGGGUGACAGGACGAGAACCUCUGACUUACUAUGAUAUGAAUCUCUCCGCCCAGGACCACCAGACCUUCUUUACGUGUGACUCUGACCAUCUGCGUCCGGCAGAUGCAAUAAUGCAAAAAGCCUGGCGAGAGAGAAACCCCCAAGCUAGGAUUUCUGCAGCUCAUGAAGCCUUGGAGAUAAAUGAGUGUGCAACAGCAUAUAUUCUCUUGGCUGAGGAGGAAGCAACAACCAUUGCUGAAGCAGAGAAGCUCUUUAAGCAGGCCCUGAAGGCUGGAGAUGGCUGUUACCGGCGUUCUCAACAACUACAGCAUCACGGAUCCCAGUAUGAAGCUCAACAUAGAAGAGACACCAAUGUCUUGGUCUACAUCAAAAGAAGGCUAGCAAUGUGUGCCAGAAGACUCGGGAGGACGAGAGAAGCAGUGAAAAUGAUGAGAGAUCUAAUGAAGGAGUUUCCUCUCCUGAGUAUGUUCAACAUCCAUGAAAACCUUUUAGAAGCCCUCCUGGAACUGCAGGCGUACGCUGAUGUCCAGGCAGUCCUAGCAAAGUACGAUGAUAUAAGCUUACCAAAGUCGGCAACAAUAUGCUACACAGCUGCCUUGCUCAAAGCGAGAGCCGUCUCCGACAAAUUCUCUCCCGAGGCAGCAUCUCGGCGGGGGCUGAGCACAGCGGAGAUGAACGCCGUAGAGGCCAUUCACAGAGCUGUGGAAUUCAACCCUCACGUGCCAAAAUACCUACUAGAAAUGAAAAGCCUAAUCCUCCCCCCAGAACAUAUCCUGAAGAGAGGAGAUAGUGAAGCAAUAGCAUAUGCGUUCUUUCAUCUCGCUCACUGGAAGAGGGUGGAAGGAGCGUUGAAUCUCUUGCACUGUACGUGGGAAGGCACUUUUCGGAUGAUCCCUUAUCCCUUGGAAAAGGGGCACCUAUUUUAUCCUUACCCAAUCUGUACAGAAACGGCAGACAGAGAGCUGCUUCCAUCUUUCCAUGAAGUCUCAGUUUACCCAAAGAAGGAGCUUCCCUUCUUUAUACUCUUUACUGCUGGACUGUGUUCCUUCACAGCCAUGCUGGCCCUCCUGACACAUCAGUUUCCAGAGCUCAUGGGGGUCUUCGCAAAAGCUUUCCUCAGCACUUUGUUUGCCCCGUUAAACUUCGUCAUGGAGAAGGUGGAGAGCAUCCUCCCAUCCAGCCUGUGGCACCAGCUCACGCGGAUCUGAGGGGAGCCCGGCAGCUCCACUCACCUCGCUGGCUGGCUGCCACCAUCUCUUCGUGCCAACUCCCCGUGGACCGCAAGAAAGCAUGACUUUGAAAAAGGGAAGCCAUUCCGAGACUUAGAAACAUUCAUGGACUGUCUGUUCCAUAUUCAAAGCUGUUUUUUUGUUGUACAAAAUUCAUUGAUGUUCGGUUCUAUUCUAUUUUGCCUUCAGAAAAGAAAAAAAAAAGUAAAAAAAAAAUAAACUUUUGUGUAUUGCAGCAA
Messenger RNA from Elephantulus edwardii (Cape elephant shrew), 1774 nucleotides. RefSeq names its product suppression of tumorigenicity 7 (gene ST7). Bases 6 to 1514 code for a protein of 502 amino acids. NCBI's taxonomy places the organism in Eukaryota, Metazoa, Chordata, Mammalia, Macroscelidea, Macroscelididae. The record is from RefSeq and is a predicted model, not a curated record. The transcript has 14 exons.